This is a messenger RNA of Salvia splendens (bonfire salvia), 2226 nucleotides long. Its product is annotated as protein FLC EXPRESSOR. The transcript has 3 exons. The coding region runs from base 83 to 844 and encodes 253 amino acids. NCBI's taxonomy places the organism in Eukaryota, Viridiplantae, Streptophyta, Magnoliopsida, Lamiales, Lamiaceae. The record is from RefSeq and is a predicted model, not a curated record.
AUAAGUAAGGAAAAAACAAUCUUACAAACAAUUUAUUUUCUGUGGUAGAAAAGAAACGACUCAUCCCAGUGUUUAUCACAGCAUGGCGGGACGAAAUCACCACCGCCCCGUGGACAAUAUCACCACCGACCUCCUCCACCAUCGCCGCCUCACUCCGACUGACAUCCGUCUAAUUGAGGACCGCAUCGCCGCCCGGAGCAGGGAGAUCCAAAGCCUCCUUCUCGACAAUCAUCGCCUUGCUGCCUCCCACGUAGCGCUCAAGCAGGAUGUCGCCGCCGCCCGCCACGACCUCCACCGCCUCUCCGCCACCGUCAAGUCCGAGCGGGACGCUCACGUGCGAGAGGUCUAUGAGCGCUCCCUCGAAAUGGAGGCGGGGGCUCGCCCCGCCGAAUUGAAUCGGGUUAGGGCUGAAAUUAAGGACCUCAGGGCUGAGCGCGAUCAAUUAUCCGAGAAAUUGAAGGAAAUUCAAGACGAUUUAGCGAGGUUUCAUCCUGAGCAGCAGGAAUUCUCUGAGCUCAAAGCUGACAUUGAGGCGUUGCAUAGAGAAGUUGGCAAAGGAAGGGCUGCAGUUGAAUAUGAUACGAAGAUGCAGUCCACUUACUGUGAGCUUAGUGAAGUAAUGGAGAAGCACCUGAUAUCCAUGGCUCGUGAGGCAGAAAAUUUGCGUUCUGAACUUGCAAAUGCCGAGAGGAGAGCUAUGGCGGCCAUUGUAGGUGCAGGCGCAGCCACCAACUCAGGUCCUGGAUACACCAUUCACCAGAGUUCUCUUCAAUCUGGAAUUUGCGAAAUUUCAUUAUCUGAUCAUCAUGCUGAUCCUCAAGUUUGGCUUAUCUCCUAUAAUUAAAGUUUGAAUGCAAUCAAACCAAAAGGUCUCAUUUUCAUCCUGUUUUGCCAGUAGCAUGAUGGUGUAAUACUACUUUAUAAACUCAAUAUAAAUAACUGCGCUUGUGUUGAUAUUUCCAGUGCCUGAUAGCGUAAUACCCAUAAAGGAGUAAUAAACUGGUUGGUUUAUUGUGAAAGAAAAAAGAGAAGGUAGGAGAAAUAAGUGGAUGACGAUGAUGCUUUAAUUGGUGAAUAAUACAAAUUUUGUAACAAAUGGUGACUAAGAAAAAAAGAAGAAAUUUUAGUAUACAAGAUAACUUGAUAGUGCGAAAUUUUGAGUAGAUGAAUGGAACAUAGCGUUGAUUUCUUUGAUAUUAGUAGUGAAAAACUAGAAAUGAAAACCACAACGGUCAUAAGAACUAGCGUCUGAGAAUUUCAUAUAAGUUAUAUUUAUUGAUUCUCAUUAUCAAUAUAUAUAUAAAAAUCUCCUGUUCUAAUAUUGGAUUGCUUGGACUGCUUUCUGCUGCAGUUUGAAGCUUAUUUAUACUUGUUUCUUUUCAAAAUUACACCUAUUUGUGGCAUUUUUUUGUCUUGGGAUUAGAAUUAGUAUUGCAUCUACAAUUGCUUUCUCACCCAGGACGCUGUUUUUCUGAAUCAACAAAAAUGUUGUGCAUGUGCCUAUUUGGGAAAAGUUAAGACAUAAACUCUGGCCUUUUCGUGAAUAUCAGCAUUCCACUUUUUUCUCAUUUUGGGCAAUGAUGUGCGACUUUGAAGUACAUUGCAUUUGUAGUUAACAUGUCGAAUAUCACUCUAAAUCUACUUAGAAUAAGCUUGGUUGGUCCUCCCUGUUGCCUCGUACUACUAUAUUUUUGGUGUGGAUGUUUUGUACUUGAAUAUUCUAUAGUUGUUAUUGGCAAUUACUAAUAAUGCCUUUGUUUAAUUUAUUGAACAAGGUAUGACCUAAUGUGGAAUGCCUCUCAUUCCUCAUGGUCAGUACAAUAUGCAAAGGUAGCAGUGUUGUAUCUAAGCCACCUUGCAAAUUUGGAGGGCUCAAGCGACAAAUGGUCUACCUUGAAAAGGCCUCUGAAGUCGAGCAUGCCGUGAUUGCUCGGUGCCACCGACAAGUGCACUAAAACCAGGAAGCCAGAUAAGAUGAUGCUACUUAAAAGAGGUCAUUUUACACUCGAGACACUUGGGGUUUAGUAUGGAGUAGUAUUUUUUUGGGGUUUAGUACUAACCCACUAAAAUAUAACGAUGGAGUUUAUUUGUAAUGUGUGUGUGAGUUGGCCAAGCGGUAGAAAGGUUAAUAAUGUCUGAGGCUCGGGUUUGAGUCCUCCGUGGCGCGGUCUUUAAAUUUAUGUUCAUUUAACCAUAAAAAAAAUUUAAAAUGGAGUUUAUUUAUAA